This is a messenger RNA of Anguilla anguilla (European eel), 3559 nucleotides long. It is a transcript of the gene gdpd1, whose product is annotated as glycerophosphodiester phosphodiesterase domain containing 1. Gene Ontology annotation, molecular function: phosphoric diester hydrolase activity; phosphatidylcholine lysophospholipase A1 activity. The coding region runs from base 232 to 1173 and encodes 313 amino acids. Gene Ontology annotation, biological process: N-acylethanolamine metabolic process; glycerophospholipid catabolic process. The transcript is spliced from 11 exons. The record is from RefSeq and is a predicted model, not a curated record. NCBI's taxonomy places the organism in Eukaryota, Metazoa, Chordata, Actinopteri, Anguilliformes, Anguillidae. Gene Ontology annotation, cellular component: endoplasmic reticulum membrane.
AGCAAGAUGAAAUAUGGAGGCAGUGGCGACCCUAAUAGUGAAAUAUCAAAAAAAUGAGAGCUCUAGUUUACUUUGUUACCGGCAAGCUAGCUAACGUUAGCUAAUACAAUUUAAAUCAAGUACUACUGGUGUGUUUUGCUAGCUAUUGCUGCAAUUGUUAUUUUCAUAAGGAGAGAAGUUAUCACAUUGCUACGACUUGGGAACAGCACAGCUAAAAGGAGGACAGGAGAUAUGUGCGCCGCGAUGUACGUGUUGUCCACCGUGACGGGAUAUGUUCUCACCUCCGUACUGCUUUUUAAAUGUCCGUCACUUUUGCAUCGGAAGAAACGGGAGACGUUCAGGGGCAGACACAUAUCGCACCGCGGAGGUGCAGGUGAAAACUUGGAGAACACCAUGGCAGCUUUCAAACAUGCGGUACAUUUGGGCACGGACAUGUUGGAGCUGGACUGCCACCUCACCAAGGACGAGCAGGUGGUGGUGUCACAUGACACCAACCUGAGGAGGUCGACGGGCGUUUGCGCCAACAUCUCGGACCUGGCGUACAACGAGCUGCCUCCUUACCUGUGCAAGCUGGAUGUCACCUUCCAGAAAGAGUGCUUCUGUGAGGGGGGAGAGGAUAAGCGCAUUCCCCUGCUCAGGGACGUGUUCGAGGCCUUCCCCAACACCCCCGUCAACAUCGACAUCAAGGCCAACAAUGACACGCUCAUCAGCAAGGUCUCAGAGCUGGUGGUGAAAUAUGACCGUGAGCACCUGACCGUGUGGGGAAACUCCAGCAAUAAGAUCGUGCAGAAGUGCUACCAGGAGAACCCGCGCAUCCCCAUCCUGUUCAGUAUGAAGCGGGUUCUGGUGCUGGUGGGGCUGUUCUACACCGGCCUGCUCCCCUUCGUGCCCCUCCGAGAGCAGUUCCUGGAGAUCCCCAUGCCCUCCAUCUUCACCAAGUUGAAAGAUCCCAGGCGAUUGACUAAGAGCCAGCGUUUCAUUACCUGGGUGGCUGAUACGCUACUGAUGAGAAAAGCCUUAUUUGACCACCUGACCGCCAGAGGAAUUCAGGUCUAUGUGUGGGUGCUGAAUGAUGAAGAGGAUUUCCAGCGUGCGUUUGCUCUGGGAGCCACUGGGGUGAUGACAGACUACCCCACCAAAUUGAAGGAGUUCAUGGAGAAACAGAGCACCUAAACACCCCCUGACCUAUGACCCCACUGAACAUCCAAACCACUUCUUCCUAACUCCCCCAACAAUAAUCCAAACCACAUCCACCUAAUGUGCCCUGAACAUCUAAACCACCUUCCUUCUCACCAUGUGACCUGUGACCCUCCACCGCCCCCCCCCCCGUCACAUCCAGAGGAUUACCCAGAAUCCCCCUGUGCACUGCCCAUGGUGACCCACCUGUUCAUAUGCACACACAUUUACCUGCCAGCAUUGAGCACAUAGAUUACAGGCCUGCCAGCUCUCUACCUCUCACAUUCUGUCUUUAUUCACAUCCUUAUUACAUCCUUAUACACAUCCUCACACACAUCCUCACUCACAUCCUUAUUACAUGCUUAUACACAUCCUCACACACAUCCUUAUUCACAUCGUUAUUACAUCCUUGUACACAUCCUCACACACAUCCUUAUUCACAUCCUUAUUACGUACAGAAAAACUCUUCUGUGCUCCGGCCUCGGCCAUCUUUAGUGUAAAACUCUAAAGAUUGCACUGAUGUGUGCUGUAGAGGUGCAUGUAAUUCACAGUGUUUAUACCGCAGCUAGUGCACUAAACCUUCCUGUGUUUAAAUGGACUCAGUCAGAUGGAGAAGACUCUACACAGCACAACGUGUAAAGCGCCUUUACUCUCUAACAGACUGAGAACAGUGUGCUUUUUAUUUUCAUUUCUUAUGCAAUAAUGUAUGCAUGUUAAUGUCCUCCUGUUGUUUCAUUUCAAACCCCCCUGACUGUGUUUUCUGUUUUUGAAUCGCAGUAUUUGACGUCUCUGAUACCUGAUUUUCUUCCUUAUCGAUCCUUGCAGUGUUAUUGUAUAAUUAUGUGUUAUUGUACUCUAUAGUAACACUUUGAUCUGCCCUAGCAGGCAUUUUACAGACAUUUACAGUGACAGUGUCCGUAACAUCAGAGUACUGUUAACCGGUGUGAAUGGGAGGCGGAUUCUGUUUGAAGUUGAGACGCUUUAAAAGUGGCUCUUUUUACAGCAGCGGGUUCAGUCUCUCGGGAGAGAGACGCUUUUGGAAGCAGAGUAGAGUGUAAUGGUCCUGGGAACUGGGCUUGUGACCUGAGAGGUUGCAGGUUUGAUUCAGGUUGGACACCGCCACUGCGGGUGAGACUAAACUGCUUCUGCGCGUAUCGGACUGCAUGAAUGGAUAUGCAGAUGCUGUGUGAGUCGCGCUGGAUGAGAGUGUUCGCUAAAUGGUGGUAAUUUAGCGAAAGGUUUGAGGAGAGCAGCUGCCUGGAUCCUGCAGGGAAUUCGCUGCUUGGAAGGUUCCUCAAGACUGUCACUGGCACGGCGAGGAACUGAGGACUUUUAAAUAAUAUUUUGGUUUUAUUGCCAGCUGAUCUAGAGCAACUAGUGUACCGCCAAAUGGUGGCCAGCAUUUUGAGGAAAGUGGGGAGGAGCUAAGAGAAAUACGCUGUGGCUGUGGAGGUGUGAGAGGGUGAUGUGAUUCCACGUGGGCUCAAUCAAGCAGACUUUAAUGUGUCAGGUUUUUUAUUGUGCGUUGAUAAGUGAAGGCGUAUUCUGAAAAAGAGGCGGUCAGGUGACUUUACUGAAUUGUAAUUGUUUACACCAGAAUCACUGCUGUGAUUUGUGUCUUCGUGCUCCUACGAAGGGAGUAAGAAUGAUUUUUUUAAACGUUGUUUUCUGAAUUCCUGGUCUGCAGAAAAGCUGUUUGACCAGUACCUAAUUUAUUUAGAACUGUCUUUGUGCAUUAGUUACUUCCAUUAAUUUUUUUUUUUUUUGUGUCGUUGUUGUCUCUGGCUUGAUUUUAAAUCUCAUAAAUGUGCUGUAUGAAUUGAAAUAGAUUUAAGGAAAGAUAUUUAAUGCUUGUUUUUGUACACAGGUGGUACACUUUUGUUUAUUCUGGCUUUUUGGUUCAUUGUGGAAAUGUGUUCAUUGAUUCCUCAACUUUAUUUUGUGUCGGCCCAAGUUUCUUCACUUACCCUGUACUUAAAGAAGCAAAGGCUGGUGCUGUGGUUUGACUCCAGUUCGAUUCUGCGUCGUCAUCCCAGGAGAAACAGUCCUCUUUUCCUGCUCACAGGGCGUGGUAAAGCAUUGGCCUUUAGCCAGCCGUGCUUCCCCCACCUCCCAGUUCUGUACUUUUCACGUGUAACUGCCGGGAGGAAACGGUAUUGUGCUGCGAUUGAAGACGACUCUCGGAUAUGAAUGUACAAUUAUUUGAUGCGAUUGUCUUGAGCUGUAGUGUGUAAGAGAUGAGAAAUGUUUUUAAAGUUUUGUGUUAUAUUUUUAAGUCGCACAAUCAAGGGAAAAGAUUUUUUUAAUGGUGAGUUUUGAAAAUGUACAAAUUGGAAUGACGUAAUGCUGAAAUGAGAUGACCAAUAAAUGUCUAGAUUAUGUA